AUGACAGUUUUAAGCAAGGUUUCGUCAGGCGCUUUGCCUUUGGUUAAGAAACAUUUAGUUGGUCUAAAACCAAAUGAAAUUUACCAGUUAUCCAUUCGUUUAUCUCAUGCUCGUGUAUUUGUUAGAAGACCUGGACAACUUAUUUCCAAUCGUAUGAAAGAUAUGGCACAUUUCUAUUUCUUUGGUAUAGGUCUUUUCCCAUUUCUGCUUAUUGUUACAUAUAACCAUUUUAAAUACGGAAGUUGUGAACUUAAAGAUAUACCUGAAGGAGAGGUACCUCAUUAUUGGCAAUAUGAAAGAACACCUAUGAGGCAAUGGUGGGCAAAGCAUUUUGGUUGUUCAGAUAUUGAAUAUCAUGAAAGAAAUUUGGCAUACUUCGUACGUCAACAAACACUAGCAUUGUGGAGACGCCAACAAGAUCGUGUUAAACAUUUGGUAGGUGAAAGAUUUGACUAUAAAGCUUGGUCUUAUCAACCUGUUUCUGCCAAAUGGGUUGAGCUUGCAAAAUGGCAAAAAUUAAGAGAAAAAACACAGUACGAACAGCAUGGAAGAUAUCCUGAAUAG
Messenger RNA from Strongyloides ratti, 564 nucleotides. Its product is annotated as NADH dehydrogenase [ubiquinone] 1 beta subcomplex subunit 5, mitochondrial. The record is from RefSeq and is a predicted model, not a curated record. Bases 1 to 564 code for a protein of 187 amino acids. Lineage: Eukaryota; Metazoa; Nematoda; Chromadorea; Rhabditida; Strongyloididae. The transcript has 2 exons.